AGCCUCCUAGUCCUCCAGGGAGCCCCGACAACGACAGCACGCAGCGGGAACCGGGAAUUGAGUGAGCACGCGGCAGUGGCAGUGCGCCCCAGGACAAGGGCCAUGCUCCUAGUCUGCCAGCGCCUCUGUGUCCUGGUGGUCCUGGGCACCAGCUGGGCGGGCUGGGGCAGCCACCCGGCCGAGGCAGCGCGGGUAAGGCAGUUCUAUGUAGCUGCUCAGGACAUCCUCUGGAGCUACCACCCUGAGUCCACAGACCCAAGUUUGAAUUCUAAACCUUCCUUCAAGAAAAUUGUCUAUAGAGAGUAUGAGCCAUAUUUUAAGAAAGAAAAGCCACGAUCUAGCAUCUCAGGACUUCUUGGACCUACUUUAUAUGCUGAGGUUGGAGACACCAUGAAAGUUCACUUUAAAAAUAAAGCUGACAAGCCCUUAAGCAUCCAUCCUCAAGGAAUUAAAUACAGUAAAUUUGCAGAAGGAGCUUCUUAUCCUGACCACACAUUCCCAGCGGAGAGGAUGGAUGAUGUUGUAGCUCCUGGAGGAGAGUACACCUACCAGUGGAUCAUCAGUGAGGACAGCGGGCCCACACCAGAUGACCCUCCAUGUCUCACCCACAUCUACUACUCCUAUGAAAACCUGACCCAGGAUUUCAACUCGGGAUUGAUCGGACCUCUGCUUAUCUGUAAAAAAGGCACACUAACCGAGGAUGGGACACAGAAAAUGUUUGACAAGCAACAUGUGCUGCUGUUUGCUGUGUUUGACGAAAGCAAGAGCUGGAGCCAGUCACCAUCCCUAAUGUACACAGUCAAUGGCUUUGUGAAUAGGACGAUGCCAGAUAUAACAGUCUGUGCCCAUGACCAUGUCAGCUGGCAUCUGAUUGGGAUGAGCUCUGGGCCAGAGUUGUUCUCUAUUCACUUCAACGGCCAAGUCCUAGAGCAGAACAAGCACAAGGUGUCUACCAUCACGCUGGUCAGUGCUACAUCUACGACUGCAAACAUGACUGUGAGCCCAGAAGGAAAAUGGAUUGUUUCUUCCCUCAUCCCAAAGCAUUAUCAAGCUGGGAUGCAGGCUUACAUCGACAUUAAAAACUGCCCAAAGAAAACCAGGAAUCCCAAGACACUCACUCGAGAGCAGAGGCGUCACAUGAAGAGGUGGGAGUACUUCAUUGCUGCAGAAGAAGUCAUCUGGAACUAUGCACCUGUGAUACCCGUAAAUAUGGACAAGAAAUACAGGUCUUUGCACUUGGAUAAUUUCUCAAACCAAAUUGGAAAACAGUAUAAGAAAGUUAUUUACAGACAGUAUGAGGACGAGAACUUCACCAAACGCACGGAGAAUUCCAAUAUCAAACAAAGUGGGAUUCUGGGUCCUAUUAUCAGAGCCCAGGUCAGGGACACACUCAAGGUCGUGUUCAAAAAUAUGGCCAGCCGACCCUACAGCAUUUACCCUCAUGGGGUGACAUUCUCUCCUUAUGAAGACGAAGUCAACUCUUCCUCCACCUCAGGCAGUCACACCAUGAUCAGACCAGUUCAACCAGGGGAAACCUACACAUAUAAAUGGAACAUUCUAGAAUUUGACGAACCCACAGAAAAUGACGCCCAGUGCCUAACAAGGCCUUACUACAGUGAUGUGGAUGUCACCAGGGACCUUGCCUCUGGGCUAAUAGGUCUGCUUCUAAUCUGUAAGAGCAGGUCCCUGGACCAGAGAGGCAUACAGAGGGCAGCAGACAUUGAGCAGCAGGCUGUGUUCGCUGUGUUCGAUGAGAACAAGAGCUGGUACAUUGAGGACAACAUCAACAAGUUUUGUGAAAACCCUGAGGAGGUGAAACGUGAUGACCCCAAGUUUUACGAAUCAAAUAUCAUGAGCACUAUCAAUGGCUAUGUACCUGAAAGCAUAUCCACUCUGGGAUUUUGUUUUGAUGACACUGUCCAGUGGCACUUCUGCAGUGUGGGAACUUAUGAUGAUGUUUUGACUAUCCACUUCACUGGGCAUUCUUUCAUCUACGGGAAGAGGCACGAGGACACACUGACCCUGUUCCCCAUGCGCGGUGAAUCCGUGACUGUCACAAUGGAUAAUGUUGGAACGUGGAUGUUAACUACCAUGAAUUCCAAUCCAAGAUGCAAAAACCUAAGACUGAGAUUCAGGGAUGUUAAAUGUAUCCGGAAUGAUGAUGAUGAAGAUUCAUAUGAGAUUUAUGAACCUUUCGCACCUACAUCCAUGACAACUCGGAAAAUUCAUGAUUCUUCAGAAAAUGAGCUUGAUGUUGACAAUGAAGACUAUGAUUACCAGUAUACAUUGGCUUCAGCGUUAGGGAUUAGGUCAUUCAGAAAUGCAUCAUUGAGUCGGGAGGAAGAUGAGUUCAAUCUUACAGCUCUUGCUCUAGAGAACAGCUCAGAGUUCAUAUUUCAAAACACAGAUAGAGUUAAUGACUCAAAGUCUUCUCCAAGAAACCAUAGUGGAAUGACUGGUAGUAACCUCAAAGAAGCUCAAAGAAUCCCUCCUGGAUCAGGAGCCACCGUAACUGGUUCCCUCCUGAAAGACCUCACUGGCUUAGAUGAGAAUUCUGUUCUCAUCCCUGCCACAGAGCAUCAUUCCAGCUCAUAUUAUGAAAGUGAUGUGGAAGACUCACAGUCGGACAUCACAGUGGUUCACCUACUUCCCUUUGGUGCAAAAGGAGCAAGGAGCCAAGAGCAUGCUAAGCAUAAAAAAGCCAAGUCAGAAAGACCCCACCUCAUGAAGCAUAGGUCUCCCCACAUGAAAGUACCAGCCCAAAAAACUGAGAGGCAUUCAAACCCAAAGAACACUUACUCCAGAAUGAGGUCAAGGGAGGAAAUACCCAUUGAGUUGUUCCUCUUAAAACAAAAGAACACAUCCAAAUUUUUUAAUAGAGAGUGGUAUUUGGCUUCUGAAAAGGGUAGUUAUGAAAUUGUACCAGCAAGUGGUGAAGACACACCUGCUGAGAUGCUUCCAAACAGCCCUCAAAACCAGAACAUCUCAAUGACUUGGAGUGAUAGCACCUCCCCUACAAAAACAGCGGGAAAGCCAAGUGACAAGCCAAUGUUUUCUAGAGUUAGACAUAAAUCUCCCCAAAUCAGACAAGAAGAAGGAAACAGUGGCUUGAAGAAAAGACAGCUGUUCAUUAGGACACGAAAGAAGAAGAAGGAUAAGAAGCUUGCACUCCACAGUCCUCUAUCUCCAAGGGGCUUCCACCCCCUAAAAGGAGAAGUUCAGCUCACAUUUUUAGAUCAGAGACUCAAUCGCUCACUGUUACCCCAUGAGCCCAAUGAAACAGCUCCUACCAUAGAACUGAAUCAGACCUCCCCUUCAACAAGUAUUGACAGGUCACUUCCUGACCAUAAUCACACCCUGCCACAUGACACUGGGCAGAAGAGCUCUGCUUUUGAUCUGCCCCCAGAGGAACACUCUCCAACAUUUCCUGUCCAAGAGCCUGAUCAAACACACUCUGCCGCAGACCUUAGUCACAGAUCCUCUCUUCCACAGCCCAGCCAGGAGCUUGACUAUGACCUAAGCCAUGAAUCCUACCCUGAAGACAUUGGUCAAACAUCUUUUUUUCCAGACCAAAGUAAAAAAUCUCUCUCUUCAAAAGAUGGCCAAACAAGUCCCUCCUCAGACCUAAGCCUCUUUACCCUCUCUCCAGAAUUGGAUAAGACAAUUAUUGCUCCAGACCUGGGCCAGAUAGCCCUUUCUCCAGAUGACAACCAGAUGAUCUCCUCCCAAGACCUGGGUCAGGUACCCCUUUCUCCAGAUGACAACCAGAUGGCCUCCUCCCCAGACCUGGGCCAGGUACCCCUUUCUCCAGAUGACAACCAGAUGGCCUCCUCCCCAGACCUGGGCCAGGUGCCCCUUUAUCCAAAUGACAACCAGAUGACCUUCCUCCAAGACCUGGGUCAGGUACCCUUUUCUCCAGAUGACAACCAGAUGACCUCCUCCCUAGACCUGGGUCAGGUUCCACUUUCUCCAGAUGACAACCAGAUGACCUCCUCCCUAGACCUGGGUCAGGUUCCACUUUCUCCAGAUGACAACCAGAUGACCUCCUCCCUAGACCUGGGUCAGGUUCCACUUUCUCCAGAUGACAACCAGAUGACCUCCUCCCCAGACCUGGGUCAGGUGCCACUUUCUCCAGACAACACCCAAAACUCCUCCCUAGAAGACCUUAGCCUCUUGACUCUCCCUCCAGAAUUUGAUGAGGUAGCCCUUUCUCAGGAUUUGGAUGAGAUGCCCCUCUCUUCAGACUUCAGUCAGGUGACCCUCUCCCCAGACCUCAGCCCUUUGACCCUCUCUCCAGAUUUUGAUGAGAUAAUCUUAUCCUCAGACCUCAGUCAGGUUACCCUUUCCCCAGACCUCAUCCAGACAAGCCUCCCUCUUAACCACAGGCACAAAACAGCCUCUUCAGAUCCUGGUCAAACAUCCUACCCUUCAUAUUCUGGUCAGUCUUCACUCCUUCCAGAACUGAACCAGACUCUUUCAGAUCCCAUUCACAUGCCAUCUCCUUUACCGUCAUCACCCACACUCAAUAACACUUCUGUGCCCGAGGAAUUUAACCCUCUUGUUGUAGUAGGUCUCAGUAGAGUUGAUGGAGAUGACAUUGAAAUUAUUCCAAAUGAGGAGCUGGAAAGCAUUGACGAUGAUGAUUAUGCUGAAGAUGAUUAUGUAACCUAUAGUGACCCCUACAAAACAGACACCAGGACAGACAUCAACUCCUCCAGAAAUCCGGAUACUAUUGCAGCAUGGUACCUUCGAGGUCAUGGUGGAAACAAACAAUACUAUUUUAUUGCUGCUGAAGAAAUAUCCUGGGAUUAUUCAAAAUUUGCCCAAAGUGAAAUGGACAAUGAAGAUACUGAUGCCACUCCAAAGGACACCACAUACAAGAAAGUUGUUUUCAGAAAAUACCUUGACAGCACUUUCACCAGACGUGACCCUCGGGGGGAGUACGAGGAGCAUCUGGGGAUUCUUGGUCCUGUUAUCAGAGCUGAAGUGGAUGAUGUGAUCCAAGUUCGCUUUAAAAAUUUAGCAUCCAGGCCAUAUUCUCUUCAUGCCCAUGGACUCUCCUAUGAGAAGUCCUCUGAGGGAAAGACUUAUGAAGAUGACUCCCCUGAAUGGUUUCAGGAAGACAACGCUGUACAGCCCAAUAGCAGUUAUACGUAUGUAUGGCACGCCACUGAGCGCUCUGGGCCAGAGAACCCUGGCUCUGCCUGCCGGGCUUGGGCCUACUACUCUGCAGUGAAUGUGGAGAAAGACAUCCACUCAGGCUUGAUUGGCCCCCUUCUGAUCUGCCAGAAAGGGACACUUCACCAGAAGAGCAAACUGCCUAUGGACAUGAGGGAAUUUGUCUUACUCUUCAUGGCCUUUGAUGAAAAGAAGAGCUGGUACUACGAAAAGUCCAAAAGGUCGUGGAGAAUCGAAUCUCCCGAAGUGAAGAAUUCCCACGAGUUUUACGCCAUUAAUGGGAUGAUCUACAAUCUGCCUGGCCUGAGAAUGUACGAGCAAGAGUGGGUGAGACUUCACCUGCUGAACAUGGGUGGCUCCCAGGACAUUCACGUGGUUCACUUCCAUGGCCAGAUCCUUCUGGAUAAUAGCACCAAACAGCACCAGUUGGGGGUCUGGCCCCUUCUACCUGGUUCGUUUAAAACUCUUGAAAUGAAGGCGUCAAAGCCUGGCUGGUGGCUCCUGGACACAGAGGUUGGAGAAAACCAGAUAGCGGGCAUGCAAACGCCCUUUCUCAUCAUAGACAAAGGGUGUAAGAUGCCAAUGGGACUGAGCACCGGUAUCAUAUCUGAUUCACAGAUCAAGGCUUCGGGACAUCUGAAUUAUUGGGAGCCCAAAUUAGCACGAUUAAACAAUGGUGGCUCAUAUAAUGCUUGGAGUAUAGAAAAAUCUGCAUUAGACUUUGCCUUUCAAUCUUGGAUCCAGGUGGACAUGCAGAAGGAAGUUGUAGUCACAGGGAUACAAACCCAAGGUGCUAAACACUACCUAAAGUCUUGCUUUAUCACGGAAUUCCAUGUGGCGUACAGCUCCGACCAAACCAACUGGCAGAUCUUCAGAGGGAACAGCACAAAAAAUGUGAUGGAUUUUGCUGGCAAUUCAGAUGCCUCUUCAAUAAAAGAGAAUCGUUUUGACCCACCUAUUGUGGCUAGAUACAUUAGGAUACAUCCCAUAAAGUCCUAUAAUAGACCUGCCCUUCGGUUAGAACUGCAAGGCUGUGAAGUGAAUGGAUGUUCCAUGCCACUGGGCCUGGAAGAUGGAAGGAUAGAAAACAAGCAAAUCACUGCAUCUUCGUUUAAAAAGUCAUGGUGGGGAGACUACUGGGACCCCUCCCGUGCCCGCCUGAAUGCCCAGGGCCGUGUGAACGCCUGGCAAGCCAAGGCUAAUAACAACAAACAGUGGCUACAAGUCGAUCUGCUCAAAAUCAAGAAGAUCACUGCCAUUGUAACACAGGGCUGUAAGUCUCUGUCUUCUGAAAUGUAUGUGAAGAGCUACAGCAUCCAGUACAGUGACCAGGGUGUGGAAUGGAAACCGUACAGGCAGAAAUCCUCCAUGGUGGACAAGAUCUUUGAAGGAAACAGUAAUACCAAAGGACACGUGAAGAACUAUUUUAACCCGCCUAUCAUUUCCAGGUUUAUCCGAAUCAUUCCUAAAACCUGGAACCAAAGUAUUGCACUUCGCCUGGAACUCUUUGGCUGUGACAUUUACUAGAAUUGAAACCAAAAGCGGAAAAGAAAAGAUAAAAACUGAAGAAAACUUAAGGCCAUUUAGAGUAGGCAAUAUAUUAUGGCUAUUUUAAAUGUUAACUUUUCUGCUAUUUUUUUCUAAUAGAGAAUAAAGUUUAUAUAAGAAGCUUUUUACAAUGUAAAUUCAUUGCUGCCAUUAAGUAAGGUGGCAGCCAUUCUUUCCUUACAAGUUUGAAUACAAAUGGAAAAAUACUAAGUACCAGGGAGGAUAUAACUGCCUUUUACUCUGAUUACAUAAUGUAAUAGUUAUAUAAUGGAAUAGCGUGGUUCACUGUAGCUCUUUCAAAUCCUAUAGACAUUAGUAAAAGAGACAUUACUUUCAGAAACUGUUCAUAGACCUAGAAAACUUUUAUUCCUAUACUUUCCUUUUAAGAACAAACUAUAAUUUGUAAACAAUGGAUACUAAGAUAGUUUAAUUUUUUUUUUUGAAAAUAGAGGAAAAACAAAUCUUGUGGUAAUGAAGUAAGAACUUAAAAUGCCCUGUGCUGGGCUGUCAUGCAAAAACCUGAUGGCCUGAGUUCAAGUCCACAAACCCAUAGUGGAAGGACAGAACUGAUUCUGAACAGCUGUCCUUUGAUUUCCCCAUGCAGCUGUGGCACAUGUGUGUGCCCACGCCCACAUACAGGGACUAACAGUAAAUAAAAGAUUUUUACAAGCCCA
Messenger RNA from Phodopus roborovskii (desert hamster), 7400 nucleotides. RefSeq names its product coagulation factor V (gene F5). Bases 103 to 6705 code for a protein of 2200 amino acids. The transcript is spliced from 25 exons. The record is from RefSeq and is a predicted model, not a curated record. Gene Ontology annotation, molecular function: copper ion binding. NCBI's taxonomy places the organism in Eukaryota, Metazoa, Chordata, Mammalia, Rodentia, Cricetidae.